CAAAACCUUUUUCAUUACAGAACUAUACGCAGAAAGAUAUAUAUGGCUCAGAGUUUCACCUUUGACAGAGAUGAAAAGCAGGUACUUUUCACUGGAAAUUCUUGUGUGAAGAUAGUGACUUUGAACAGAACCCAGAAGUUAAAUACCCUUAAUUAUGAAAUGAUUUAUCAAAUAAAAAAGAAUUUACAAAUGUGUGAGAAUGACCCUUCCGUGAAACUCGUGAUAUUGAAGGCUAAUGGAAAAGCUUUUUCUGCUGGUGGCGAUGUAGUGUCAGUAAUCAUGUCUUCACUUGCAGGACACUGGAUCUAUGCUUCGAUGUUUUACAAGAAAUUGCUUACUUUAGAGUAUUUUAUAGCGACCUGCAGAAAGCCUUUGGUCUCUCUCAUUAAUGGAUUAGUCAUGGGAGCAGGAGCAGGCCUAUCCAUAAAUACGAUGUUCAGGGUUGUGACUGAAAAAGCUGUAUUUGCGAUGCCAGAGGCAUCCAUUGGACUUUUUCCUGAUGUUGGUGCAUCCUACUUCCUUUCUAGACUACCUGGCUACUUUGGUGAGUACAUUGGACUAACUGGUGCACAGCUAGAUGGAGCAGAAAUGGUAGCAUGCGGUUUAGCCACCCAUUUUGUCCCUUCAGUGAAGAUAAAUACACUAGAAAAUGUGCUACAAACUGUUACUAAUUCGAAUUUACCAAUAGCGGAAGUUAUAGAAACAUUCGCAGAGAAAGCAAAUGUGAAGGAAGACAGCUCAUUCAGAAGAUUGGAGAUUAUAAACAAAUGUUUCUCAAAAGGGACACUGGAGGAAAUUAUUAUAUGCUUGGAAAAGGAAUCAGAAAAUGGAGCAGAAGAGUGGAUAAAAAAUGCAUUAAGUUCCAUGCGAUCGUCUUGUCCCUUGAGCCUCAAAAUAUUUUUGAAAUCAAUUAGAACAGGCCGUGUACAAAAUAUUGAACAAUGCCUUUACCGGGAUUACACCAUUGCUGGCCACUUCCUCAGAAGAACCAUUAGCAAUGAUUUCUAUGAGGGGACAAGAGCAAAGCUGAUUGAUAAAGACAACAAGCCCAAGUGGGAACCUUCAAAGCUAGAGCUGGUUAGCGAAGAAAUGGUAGAUCAGUGCUUCAGGGAUAUCGAUGAGGAGGAAAUGGAUUGUCUGAAACUUCCUGAUAGAUCCAAUUCUCAAAUUGCAAGCAGGUUGUAGAUUGUAGCUAGACACAAGCUUUUGUGUCAGGAGAAUUUUAAAUAAAGAAAAUUGGGUUUGUUAACGUUUAAUUUGAGAAAAUGUUUGUUAUGCGAUGUUAAUGUUUCAAGGCUUGCAAUUAAUAAGUUCCGUUUUAGUCUUCUAUAUAGAAAAAUUGGGUAUUAGCUCUUAUAUAUCUGUUUUAUGCAAGUGUAUCCGGUUUGCUUCUAUAUAUGUAUUUUCUCAAACUAUCAUGCCUCAUCUUUGUCA
Glycine soja is the source of this 1434-nucleotide messenger RNA. Its product is annotated as probable 3-hydroxyisobutyryl-CoA hydrolase 2. The record is from RefSeq and is a predicted model, not a curated record. Lineage: Eukaryota; Viridiplantae; Streptophyta; Magnoliopsida; Fabales; Fabaceae. Gene Ontology annotation, biological process: L-valine catabolic process. Bases 43 to 1185 code for a protein of 380 amino acids. The transcript is spliced from 14 exons. Gene Ontology annotation, molecular function: 3-hydroxyisobutyryl-CoA hydrolase activity.